Molecule: messenger RNA, 4450 nt
Organism: Coniophora puteana RWD-64-598 SS2
Lineage: Eukaryota; Fungi; Basidiomycota; Agaricomycetes; Boletales; Coniophoraceae
Exons: 6
Coding region: 20-3283 (1087 amino acids)
Source: RefSeq, a predicted model, not a curated record
CGCAACAGCUAUUCAUGCGAUGGACUACUUCUCUAGGUUUCUGCGAACAAAUACUCCGUCCCCGGUGAAGCCCGUCCAGGACAGAGCGGCAGAGUUUAACAAGUCAUGGAAUCUGGUCAAGAACACGCUGCAAUAUCCUGAUGAGCGACAGCUGCUCAAGGGCAUCAGGUCCACUGAUGUCCCGGCACAUCUCCAGAUGAUGGUGGACUCGCUCGUUUGGGAAUCGUCACGAACUGAAGAAGGUGCAACUGGCGCUUGCCUCGAGUACCUGCUGAAGAAUGAUGUUCUUGGAACACUUGUCAAGCUCAGUGAAUCCGACAGACCAUCAGGGAUCCAAGCUGAAGUUCUCCAAGCCGUACAGAACAUGGUUGUCUUGAUGGACGAACAGUUCUUGGUUCACUCCGCCGUGCACAGGGCAGUGCUCAGGCUGCUCCGAAACUGCGUUGGUGACGAUAUCCAGGAGCAACUCGAUGGCCGCACUAGAGUCAUGGGUGCAGCAAAGAACACUGCGCGGAGCCAGCCGUCAGAAUACGAGCUUGACCUGGUCAAUCUGUUGUGCAUCCUCUGUAGUCGUAUACGGACUUACCGGGAACUUCUCAUGAUCUUCUUCCAUGAUAAGCACUGGUAUAGGUCGGAGCCACUUUUCUCGGUCGAAGAAGAGGACGAAGAGGACGAGGAGGAAGAGGAGGACGACCAAAUCAAGGACAAGGUGGAACAAGGCGAAGACAAAUCAUCCGUGGAAACUUCAGAGAAGGCCCUUGACUCUCAACAAACAUCAUCUCGAUCUGGUUCCCCUACUCCCUCGCAGAAUACCAUUACAUCAGCCCCAACAUCUCAACGUAAGACGGAGUACGAAUUUCUACUAUUUAACUACCUCCUUCGGUUUGUGCACCGGGAGGGUCAAAUUGGUGACUUUGCUCGCGCCGGUUUACUCUUCCUCAUGGAUGUGGCGAUGUCACCUGGCGAACCCGUUCAUCGGCUCACCGGCGACACCUCCUCCGUCUCGCAGUCCGCUUCCGCUUCAGAAACUGUUGUUAACGAUCCUAUUGCGGAUGCUGCUAUCGCUCUUGCAGAAUACAUCAUUGAUGGUGACUUCAGUGAGGUGCUUGGUGCUGGUCUAGGAGCUGUUUACUCUCUGCUACCCUCGAAACUCGAAGUAAGGAGCGCUACGUAUCCAAAUGAAAACGCUGGGAGUGGCAUGGUUCUUGGAAGCACAGGACCUUUGAACGAAGAGGAGAUUGAAAAACGGGAGGCUGCAUCGGAAACGAACCGAGGCAUUGGUCUGGAAGAUUCCUCCAGUCCUGACUUCAAAUACCGUCUUGAUCAUUUCUUGAAACUUCUGGAAUUCCUACAAGAUAUCUUUCGGCGCAAUGUCAUUCAUGAUUCUGCUGAGUGUAGUCUCAGCACUUCCACAUUCCUCGGCACUUCAAUUGUGCACUCAAUCUUGGAUGCUGUGCGGCGGAUUUACCUUCAGAAUGUUCUAUAUCCCACCAUUCUUGAAUGCUCAGAUUCGGAUGGCAGCGCAGUAGCAGUCAUGUCUUAUAUCGAUAUUAUCAUCAGGACACUGGAAGAUGGGCAACUUUUGGAUCUUUUCGUCAGAUUCCUUAUGAGUGAGGACAACGACGAAGUUUCGCGCCCAAUCCAUCGGCAACAGGGUCUACUCAACCUUUCAAAUAAUGCUCCUCCUCAAACUGGCGUUGACAGAAAGACGAAACAUGCUCGGCGAAAGAGCAGUGCCAUGACUCUUCUCGAGAUGGAGGCACCUGAUUCCCGGAAGGAAUCCGAGUACUUCACAUCUAUGGGUCGAUUUACCUUGAAGGAUCUUUUGCUGUCGAACCUCCGCUCUUCCAACCAAGCUACUGCCACCGCUACGUUCCAAUUACUUCAAUCGGUUGUCACAAUAUGUUGUCGUCACUCGGUUGAUGGCCUACUUCUUGUGAUACGUGAUGAACGCGCAACAAGCUUCCCUCAGCCUAUCAUGCUAACACCUCCUGCUACACCGUCCGGGGGAAAGCGAUUGCUGGGCGAUGAUGACAGCGAUGAAGAGUUUAUUUACCCCAGUGGAGAAGACAAAAUGCACUCCGUUCCUGCAGGACCUUUUUUCGCCCAACCCACUGUUACCAUCUCAACGCAUGAGCGCGAGAUGGGCUUGUAUCUUACACUUGUUUCCCGCGUCGACCCAGCUCACCAUGAAGACGCCUUCAGCACUGGCUACGACCAUUACCUACGAGACGCGAUGCUUUCGAUUCAGAGCCAUAGCUGCUUCUUCAAUGAUAUCAGUAUGGAUUUACGGAGACAACACAAGCACCGUCUCAACGUUACCGACCCUAUUUUGUCGCUCUUGCUCGAGUCAAUGCGGAAGUUCUUUGCAAAUAGCCCAAAGCUUAACAUUUCUCUGACGGCGGCGCUUGCUGCGCUUGCGGUUUGUCCAGACCGAUCGCUAAGCGGUUGGCUCACGUUUGCGGUUGAUGAAACUUCACGGAUGGAUAUCACCUCUCCCGUUUUUGCGGUGGGAAAUGAUGGAGAUGAUCGUUCCAUGGAUUGGGAGAUUGAAGAUAAGUUGGUGACUGAGACCAACAUCCUCCCUGCAUCGAAGAUGGACGACCGGUCGCGGCCUAUAGUACAUGCCAUCAUACAGGGCUUGGUUGGCCAACUAGAGCGUUACCGCCAGGUUGUCGAAGACUUUGACAAAUACCUGCUGGAACGGCGUCAGGGGCUUCUGUUUUCGGAGAAUCUUACAGAUGCAAUGACGCUGGCUCUUGAGCCCGCAGAAUCUCUUCCCAUUCCUUCUCUCGUAUCGCCACCAGGAACGCCAGCACCCAAGCCCAAGCCCAAGGCGUCCUCGCUUGUCUCAUUCUUGACACCGCGCAAGAGCAAAACAAUGCCAGCAAAGGUGGCUAACAGCGAUGAACCUUCGACGCCUCCCAAGGCGACUGGUCGAUCAUCCGUCUCAACGCCGUUUAGCACGCACUACGAACAAACGCGUCAUAUCACUGUUGAGCCCUUCUUGGCGCCUGUGCCAUCGUCAGCCAACUGGAUGUCCAAGAAGUCUGCCAGGCGGAAUACAAAUGAUGACGACCUUUUCGCUGCUUCUCGCCAAUGGGGUGACGGCCCACCCGAGACCUCAGUCGAUGAGGAAGACGAAGAGGACCAGGAGGUUACUCAUGUUUCACUCUCGCACUUGCUCGACAACGUAGUGAUUUUGGAGGAGUGUAUCAAGGAACUUGUUGCUAUCAUCCAUGCCCGGCGGAGUCUAGGGAUUGAUUCAGUCCGAUACGUGUAGUCAUAGUCAAGGUUUAUGUGCGUAGCUACGGUUACAGAGAAUCACUAAUACAACCUGCUAGCAGGAAAAGAGAGCAAAGUAGAAAGCUGUAAUAGACAUUUACGAGGAUGCUACUGAGUCUUCCUGGCCCUUCCUGACCUCCUGCCUGCUGACGGAGGUUUACUUGCUGCAGUCUUCGCCUGGCCACCGGUCAACGACUGCUGGAGCUUCUCAAAUUCAGCGUCGUCAAUUUCUGGAGGGAUAGCGGCUUUCGUUCUCUUCUUUGGGGAUUCAUGUUCCCCGCUGGAAGGGUUGCUCCGAUCUCGUUUUCUCCCUUUCUUAGUCGUCGACUCCUCGUCUAGGUUGGCGUACUUCGCCUCCAGGUUAUCGAAGAAUGACCCGCGGUCCUUCUGACGCUUGAGAAUAAGGGCCUGCAAGGCGGACGUAUCGCCAUCUUCUUGAGUAUCCUGUUGCUUCUUCCCCUUACCCUUCCUCUGUCCGACCUUCCCACUUCCAUAAAACUCGUCCCAGACACCGAGUUCCUUCGCCAGCUCCUCUGCCUCCUUUGCUUCUUUCUGCGAUUGCUUCUUUCGCACCAAUUUCGCCUUUUCGUCCUUCGAACUCGACUCCCAUAGAGGAAGCGCAUCUAGCUCGCCUUCAGAAAUGAGCUUCGAUAGGAGCACGAUAAAACGUGGCUCGUCGUCCACGGUCGAGUGAGGGAUGUGCUUCAUAAUAUCGUCCAGUGAGCCGCUACUCUCGAUGUAUGCAGCCUUAAGGUCCUCGACUUCCUCAGAUGAACCUGAUACUCUUUCUUCAUCUCAUCUAGCUUUUCACGGGUAACACGAUCGAAAAGGUCUUCAAAGUAUGCUUCCCAACCUCCGUCCUCGUCCGCUUCAAUACCGAGACCUUCGUCUGUACGCCCUGUGCUAUCAUAUCGUUUCCUGCGUUUCUCGUCGCUGAGGACAGCGUAUGCGAAGCUGACUUGCUGAAAUUUCGUAGAUGCGCGCUUGCGCUCCUCCUCGCUUGAAUUGGAAUGUUUGUCGGGGUGAUACACGAGGGCAAGCUUGCGGUAUGACUUCCUGAUAGUCUCUGCGUCGGCACUGGACUGCAGGGUAAGAACGGCAUAUAGGUCGACAUUCUCCUCCCCAAGGAAGAAGUUGGAAAUGGGAUCUUCGCCGUCCAUGGUUG